CAUUCACUCACUGUCACUGACUGACAGCGUUCGGUAGUGUCGCAGUCGGCUGUCAUUUGUUUUAAUUAAAUUUUCCUUGAUUUCUCGAUUGUGUUCGAGAAAUCGUAUCACCCAGCACUAAUACUCAACUUUUUCGGCUUCGGCUUGUGUCUACGUGACUUUUCAGCAUUUCGAGUGACCAUGGCCGCCAACAACCCUUACGGGAACCUGUUGAAGACCAUCGACAUCAACGGGAAAACUUUCAAAUACUUCGACCUAUCGUCCUUCGGGACCAAAUAUGAACGUCUGCCAUUCAGCGUCCGAGUGCUGCUAGAAUCCUGUGUGAGGAACUGCGACAACUUCCAAGUUCUCCAGAAGGAUGUGCAGAACGUUCUGGAAUGGGAGCAGAAUCAAGCCGUGGAAGGGGGAGUGGAAAUCGCCUUCAAACCUGCCAGAGUCAUUCUACAGGACCUCACAGGCGUCCCAGCGGUGGUAGACUUCGCAGCCAUGCGUGACGCUGUCAAACAGCUGGGCGGUGACCCUCAGAAGAUAAACCCCAUCUGCCCAGCUGACCUGGUGAUUGACCACUCGGUGCAAGUCGACUUCUCUAGAUCACCUGACGCUUUGAACAAAAAUCAAGAGCUAGAGUUUGAGAGAAACAAGGAAAGGUUCCAGUUCUUGAAGUGGGGUGCCCAAGCCUUCGAUAACAUGUUGAUAGUGCCUCCAGGAUCUGGUAUCGUCCAUCAGGUGAACUUAGAAUACCUGGCUCGCGUGGUGUUCACUGGUGACGUGUUGCACCCGGAUUCGGUGGUCGGUACUGACAGUCACACCACCAUGAUCAAUGGGCUUGGAGUGGUGGGCUGGGGAGUGGGCGGCAUCGAAGCCGAAGCCGUGAUGCUGGGCCAGGCCAUCAGCAUGUUACUGCCCAAAGUGGUCGGAUACAAACUCGUGGGCGAACUCAGUCCGCUGGCUACUUCUACUGAUCUGGUGCUGACCAUCACUAAGCACCUCCGCUCUCUCGGCGUGGUGGGCAAGUUCGUGGAAUUCUUCGGGCCCGGAGUGUCAGCUUUGAGUAUCGCUGACAGAGCCACCGUGGCUAACAUGUGCCCGGAAUUUGGGGCCACUGUGGCUUACUUCCCGGUGGAUGACCGGUCGCUGCAGUACUUGGCGCAAACUAACCGUGCCAACGAAAAGAUUCAAAUCAUUGAAGCGUACCUGCGUGCUACCAAACAAUUCAGAGACUACAAUAAUGCCGAACAGGACCCUAUUUUCUCUGAGGUGGUAGAACUAAACUUGGAGACUGUGGUGACAUCAGUAAGCGGCCCCAAGAGGCCCCAGGAUCGAGUCUCCGUGUCGGUCAUGAAGAAGGACUUCCAAGAAUGCCUGACUAAUAAGGUCGGCUUCAAAGGCUACGGCCUGUCCCCAUCGCAGCUGUCAUCAUCGGGCAGCUUCACCUUCAGCGACGGCAACACUUACACCAUCACCCACGGCUCCGUCAUCAUCGCUGCCAUCACCUCGUGCACCAACACCUCCAACCCGAGCGUCAUGCUGGGCGCAGGGCUCCUGGCCAAGAAUGCUGUGAAGAACGGUCUGAGCGUGAUGCCAUACAUCAAGACGUCUCUCUCGCCAGGGUCUGGAGUGGUUACUUACUAUCUGAAGGAAUCCGGAGUGAUCCCGUACCUAGAGAAACUCGGCUUCGAUAUUGUGGGGUACGGGUGUAUGACGUGCAUCGGCAACUCAGGGCCCAUUGAUGACAACAUAGCCAACACCAUUGAGAAGAACGAGCUGGUCUGCUGCGGUGUUCUAUCAGGCAACCGCAACUUCGAAGGCCGUAUCCAUCCUAAUACACGAGCCAACUACCUUGCUUCACCAUUGCUGGUGAUAGCUUAUGCUUUAGCAGGCACAGUUGAUAUAGAUCUGGACACACAGCCACUCGGCAACCGUCCCGAUGGCAGCCCGGUCUUCCUCCGGGACAUCUGGCCCACUCGCUCCGAUAUCCAGGAGGUGGAGAACAAGUUCGUCAUCCCGGGCAUGUUCAAGGAGGUGUACGAGAAGAUCGAGCAAGGCUCUCCUUCGUGGCAGGCCCUCUCAGUGCCUCAGGGAAAGCUGUAUGGCUGGGACGUCAGUUCAACUUACAUCAAGCGACCGCCGUUCUUUGAUGGGAUGAGCAGGGACUUACCCCCAAUCUCAGGCAUCAAGUCAGCCCGCUGCCUGCUACUCCUGGGCGACUCGGUGACCACAGACCACAUCUCGCCAGCCGGCUCUAUCGCCAGGAACUCGCCGGCCGCCAGGUUCCUCGCUUCUAAGGGCCUAACCCCCCGCGAAUUCAAUUCCUACGGGUCACGACGAGGCAACGACGCGAUCAUGUCGCGCGGAACGUUCGCGAACAUUCGCCUCGUGAACAAGAUGGCGCCUACAGCUGGGCCAAGGACCACCCACCAUCCAAGCGGUGACGUUAUGGAUAUAUUCGACGCUGCAGAGAGGUACGCGUCUGAAAACGUGCCUCUCAUCGCGGUGGUGGGGAAAGACUACGGUUCAGGAUCCAGCCGAGACUGGGCCGCCAAGGGGCCGUAUCUGCUGGGCAUCAAAGCAGUCAUAGCGGAGUCCUUCGAACGUAUCCACCGGUCCAACCUUGUAGGCAUGGGCAUCAUGCCGCUGCAGUUCCUUAACGGAGAGAAUGCGGAGAGCCUCGGCCUUAGCGGAGCGGAGACCUACUCGAUCGACGUACCGGAGAACGUGGCGCCUGGACAGAAUCUUACUGUACAGGUAUCCACAGGCCAGUCAUUCCAAGUCAAGGUGCGUUUCGACACUGAAGUCGACUUGACCUACUUCAAAAACGGAGGUAUCCUGAACUACAUGAUCAGAAAGAUGCUUUAAUACACGCAGGUUGUGUAUUUAACGUGUUUGUGUUCACAAAUAUAAGAGAAAUUGGGUAAUUGGCACCAUUUAACUGUGAUUCUAAGACCUUUAAUCGAGAGAAAGUUAAAUUUUUUAGUUGUUUUUGAAGAUUUAAAACUCAAUCUUUGAAGCAAUGAGUAAAGUCCAAAAUUACGUAUGUGUUUACUAUUACUAAUGAAAAACUAAUUGGUUUUUAAUUCAAAGUUAUUAAAACUCAAAACUUAUUAAAACUAACUAAAAAUAAAGGUAAAAUUAGAUUGUUACUUGUUUGGAAUAAAUAAACAAUUUUAUCGAAUAACAAAAACAGUUGAUGAACAAGUGGCGUCAUUCAAUCAAUCAAUUAAUAAAUAAUUAUUGUGUCGGUUACAAUUAUUCAUAAUUUUGACAAGUAAGCUUGUUUUUUUCUAUACUAAAUACCUAGAUAAGUAUGGAGAAUUUCUCUUUCAAAAUUGGUGCCAACUACCUAACUGAAUUAUCCACAAUACUUAGUAAGCGCCAUCUAUUGGUGGAGCGGGGAACUAGCUGGUUAAGCAAAAAUUACAUGACACCGUUUGUUUUUCAAGUGUGUGUAUUUUCUGUACUGUAAGAAAUGUGGAUAUUUUAUUAAUCUUUUUUCUAAAUACUUAUGGGUACCUUUACUAGUGAGUAAUUGAUGGAACAAUAUGGCUUAUAUAGUGUAAUUAUUUUCUUGAAAAUUUACUCAAUAUCUUGGUAUUACUUCGUUUCAUUCACGCAGACGCGCCCCACAAUGUUUGGUCCCGGUCGCGCGGGGUGCGGGGAGUGUGGUCCGAGCAAUCCGUAAGGCAUUACUGGAGUGUGCGUGUGCACUCAUGGAGCAUUAGCGUGUACCGAUAACACUCAAACAUUCGCGGAAGAAUGGUGGGGCGCGUCCGAGUGGAUGAAACGAUCUUUAGCUCUAAAUAUCUUCUCAGACUGAGAUUUCUGUUAUUUCUUACAGUUACGCCUUAUACUCAUACAUGAAAAAUGCUAAAAAUCCAUGAUGGUAGUCGAAAUAUUCCAUAUUGUUAAUGUAAAUCAAAAAGUAGGUUGUACACAAUUUAUUUAUUAAGCGAAUAUGGUAUAUGGAUUUUGUAUGGGAUAUUACGUUUUUAUGAUCACUGGGUGGUCUAUUUUUUUAUACAGGGUGUUUUAUCAUCAAAUGUCAUAUUUUAUUAGUUUAGUGUUUUUUCUGGUAAUUCCGGUCGUGGAACACUAAAUAAUAUUCUAACUGAUAAAUGAAUUCUAUGAAAAAGUAAAGUAAUAAAAUAUGAAUGCUAUAUUACGUGCUCAAGUUUAUUGUUUAUUAAAAAUACGAACAGCCUGUAUAUAAUAUUGUUGUUGAGUUCUCAAAAUGCGUUAUGUAAAAAUAUUAUGUAAUAAAUAUUUAUAUAUUUUUA
Molecule: messenger RNA, 4274 nt
Organism: Ostrinia nubilalis (European corn borer)
Lineage: Eukaryota; Metazoa; Arthropoda; Insecta; Lepidoptera; Crambidae
Product: cytoplasmic aconitate hydratase-like
Exons: 22
Coding region: 181-2856 (891 amino acids)
Biological process (GO): citrate metabolic process; tricarboxylic acid cycle
Cellular component (GO): mitochondrion; cytosol
Molecular function (GO): aconitate hydratase activity; iron-responsive element binding; 4 iron, 4 sulfur cluster binding
Source: RefSeq, a predicted model, not a curated record